AUGAAAUUAUUAAUGUUAUUUAAUAUUUUUUUUAUAACAAUUUUUUCUAUUUUAAAAUGUCAGACCAAUAAUAGUAUUAUAAAUGAAGGUAAUGAAGAGUUUAUUGAUGUAUCAAAAGCUAAUAUUAAUCCUUAUAAAGAUAAAAUAGAAAAAGAGUUAUUUCCACCUUAUAUACGAUGUGAGACUUUAGGAACAGUAUCUGAUAUGUUUUUUUAUAAUACUACAUUUAUGAAUUGUGCACCAACCCAAUGGACAUGUAUAUAUGAUGAUCUAAUAUUAUUAGCAAAUAAAACGAUGGCUCAUUGUUAUAAUAGAAGAAAUUUUGGUGUUGCAUGUUUGUAUGGUGGUUUUAGACCAAUGUCUAGAUGUAGAAAUGAUAAUAAAAAAUGUGGAAUAAAUUAUUUUAAUUGUAAAGAAAAAAAACCAAGAAAUAUUGUGGAAUAUUCUGAUAAUUUCUUAUUUAAAUUAGGAGAAGCAGUUAAAUCAAAAAAUAUAUCUAUUGAAGAAAAUUUGUUAGAAAAAAUUAAAGAAGCUGAUAAUAGAAGAAUAUCUAAUAAUAUCACUGAUAUAGAAGAUUAUCAAGAAAAUACAAUUAUUGUUGAUGAUAAUUUUCUAUUAGAAAAUGAUGAGAUUUUUGACUAUAAUGUUACGGAAGAAAAACUUUUUACACAAAUUGUUUCUUCUACAGAGGAUGUUAUAGCUACUACAACAUACACAUUACUUAGUAGCACUUCAACAUUAUCUAAUUCAGUAUUUGAUAAAAUAAAAGAUAAUAAUAUAACAUAUAAUGAAUUUAAUAAUACAUAUAAUGAAUUUUCAAAAACAUUAACUUUAAAAAAUAAUUCAUCAGAUGAUGUCAUCCAAAAUAAUAUAAUUUCUGAUAAAAAAAAUUAUACUGAAACAAUCAAAGAAAUUAAUUUAGAAAAAAAUAAUGGUGUUCAACAAAAUAAAAUAAACACAUCUACACAAAAUUAUCAAAUAUUUAUGGAUAUUAAUAAUUUUUUAAAUAAUCCUAUCAAAAAUACAACAAUUUUAUUUUUAUGUAUAAUUAUUAUUAUUAUAUUUAUUUUUAUUUGUUGUAAAAUGUGUGGAAAAGCAACUUAUGUAUAUGAAGUUGCAGAACAUCAAAGAUUAAUGGAUAUUAAUGUUAAUUCAACAACAUUUAAAAAUGAAACAUUUAAUCCUAGUUAUCAUAAUAGAAGAAAAAAUUGA
Molecule: messenger RNA, 1212 nt
Organism: Strongyloides ratti
Lineage: Eukaryota; Metazoa; Nematoda; Chromadorea; Rhabditida; Strongyloididae
Exons: 3
Coding region: 1-1212 (403 amino acids)
Source: RefSeq, a predicted model, not a curated record